UUGGGGACGGAAGGAGCACAAAGAAAUUCAGAGACCGCAGAAAUUCCUCUCAACCCACACAAACCCCAGGGCUUCUCUCCUCUCCCCCCACGCCGCCGCCAUGGCCCCUAGAUCCGACCGCUCCGCCGGUGGCGCGGCGGCGGCGGCGGCGGCCGCUGCCCAGGCCCACGGAUCCGACUUCGACUCCAUUGAUCCCCUCUUCCACGUCCUCCGCGUGCUCCCCUUCUCCUUCCUCCGGCCGCCGCGCACCCGCCUGAGGCUGCCGUCCAACCUGGCGCUCCCCUCCCCCAUGACCGUCUUCUCCCUCAUCCUCGCCACCUACCUCGCCGUCGUCUCUGGCCUCGUCUACGACGUCAUCGUCGAGCCCCCGGGCAUCGGCAGCGUCCAGGACCCCGCCACCGGCACUGUCCGCCCCGUCGUCUUCCUCCCCGGCCGCGUCAACGGCCAGUACAUCAUCGAGGGGCUCUCCUCCGGCUUUAUGUUCGUCCUCGGCGGCAUCGGGAUCAUCCUCCUCGACCUCGCCGUCGACCGCACCAGGCCGCGGAGCCUCCGCGUCUCCUAUGGUGGCUCUGGCGUGGCCGCCAUCGUCAUCGCCUACGCUAUGGCCAUGCUCUUCCUCCGCAUCAAGAUCCCGGGCUACCUAUGGUAAUUCUACGUCAUCAUUGAAGAAGAGUAACCCCAAAUGCUAUGUCCCAAUUGAAGAAGAGUAAAACAAGUGAUAAAAGGCAUCUAGGCUCUACGAAACAUUUUUGGAAGAUCAUUUUACAACGCAAUUGUUACCUUGUUGCAGAAGUAUAAGCUAAUCAUCCUAUACCCAUGGUAUAGUAGUAUGGAAAAAGGGGAAUGCUGUUAUGAUUUGUUUGCUAUUGUUUGAAUUAGUAGCUAUGUUGUGACACUCAGCAGAGAAAAUAAAAUAUGAGAAACAGAUAUGC
Messenger RNA from Oryza brachyantha (malo sina), 932 nucleotides. RefSeq names its product oligosaccharyltransferase complex subunit ostc-like. The transcript is spliced from 2 exons. The coding region runs from base 101 to 649 and encodes 182 amino acids. Gene Ontology annotation, cellular component: oligosaccharyltransferase complex. Lineage: Eukaryota; Viridiplantae; Streptophyta; Magnoliopsida; Poales; Poaceae. The record is from RefSeq and is a predicted model, not a curated record.